Molecule: messenger RNA, 3421 nt
Organism: Hydractinia symbiolongicarpus
Lineage: Eukaryota; Metazoa; Cnidaria; Hydrozoa; Anthoathecata; Hydractiniidae
Exons: 5
Coding region: 315-3359 (1014 amino acids)
Source: RefSeq, a predicted model, not a curated record
GGAAGCGGAAUGUUGAUGUAAAGAGUAUUAUUAAAAUGGUUUGGUCAGAACGGAAUGGUUGCAAAUCCUGAUAAAUUUCAGUUGAUCAUUUUACAACACCAACCUCUAUUUUGUCGCAACAACAUGUCAAUCAAUACGUCACAGCAAGUAUAAUUAACAAAGUGGAAACAUUGAUUGGGGCAGGAGAUUCCAUAUUUGGUGGCUAUCAUAGAGCUAAAGCCGCAACUGAAGCUUACGGAAAAUUAAUUCGAGGGGAAAAUGAUGCUGCCAAAACUGCAUUAGAGCAAGCGUUGACUACUUUGAUCGUUUUAGAUAUGGGGUCUCUUGUUCCAAUUUCAAGUCAAGAUAUUGUGGAAAGCUUUGUCAAAUCUAAGGCUUUUUCAGCUACAAAAGAGGCCGUUCGCAAUUACAAUUCAAAAAUGUUACUCAAAGCACAGGAAGCUGCUAGAUACAGAAAUCACCCGCAACCGAAAACCUAUAAAAAAAUGAUGGAACUGGAAUCGUCUUUGGAGGAUAUGAAAGAUUUAAAAAUUGAUGCUUUCAAAACAGAAGUUAAAGCUAUCAAAACGUCCAACCCUGGGUUAUAUAAAAAACUUGGAAAAGCGAAAAAAUGGCUAAAAAUUGGUGGAAAAGCUGGGAAAGCACUUGGUCCUUUACUCGAUGUAAUAUCAAUAGGAGUAAAUGUUUGGGCUUUGACUACAUCCGAACCUGGAUCUCCUGAUUAUGUUUCUGCCGCAAUUAGCAUUGCUGCUGGUGUGGUUGGAGUUGUGGGAUUCUUCGCAGCAUUAGCGCUCGGAGCACCAAUCAUUGGAACAGUGGCUGCUAUUACUGGGGCCAUUCUUGGUAUUGUAGCAACCUUAGUACCAUACAUGAUGUCUACACCGAAAUAUACAAUACAAAUGGCGCUAGAGGACAAAUUCAAAGAUGUUGUAACUUACAGGGACAAAGCUGUCGAAAUGUCUCAAAGUGCUACUGAUUUUCUUAAAAAGACUGAAGCUCACGACUGGGAUUUCUGCUAUGUGAUGUCACAAACUAACAUCGUCCGUUGGAAGGCUUCCGCUGAUGGUCAGUCCGCUGAUCUUAUCCAACAGACGGCACAGGGUGAUGGAAAUAAAGUCUUACCAAAAGAUCUGAACAAUGUGGAAUUUGGUGAUUUUAAUCCAGCGUUUAAUGACCGUGAUUCCAAUGCAGUUCGAAAUCCCUACGCUGAUAACAAAAAUAACCAGUAUCUCAAUUGUCUACCUUACAAAGGACAGGCCAAUGUAAAUGGUGUUCUACAGCAUGCAACACAGAAAUUACCUAGAAGUGCAUACAGUUGUAACAUAAAAAAUCGACCUGGAUUAACCUACUUGGAAAAAGUCGGCUUCGAUUUUGUUGGCUUAAAGAACACCAGAACAGAAGAACAUAACAAGGGAUUGAUUGUGCUUUGCCUUACUAACUACGUCCAAGAAGUUUCUGAAAAGUACCGUGGGCUUGAUGUAAGAACAGAAACAUCACGGACACCUGCAGUUCAUCGAAAUGGAAAUGACGUAGUUCUGUUAGACGACAUGCGCAAAUUGCAGUCAGGGAAAAAGAUUAAAGUCUUGACUGGUGGAGGAAAUGACGUUCUUGCAAUUACACACUUUUUGUUUCCAAAAGAGGCAAGAGACCAUACACGCAAUCCUGGAGAUCGUACAUCUGCGUUGCUUGAAGCUGAUCUUGGGACUGGCUAUGAUGUUCUGUCGUUUGCAGGCAUGUCCCAUAGUAUUGGCCACCUAGCAAAAAAGGUUUAUAAAGGAGACACGAGUGAAAAAAUGUACUUUAACGGAAUUUAUUAUCGAGUAAGUGAUGGGAAACUAGGAUAUCGAUAUUAUUACCGAAAAAUAAGGUGGAGCCCAAAUCGUGGUGGGCAGGUAUCAAUAAGUUGGUCAGAUACUUGGCAACAUAUGAGAAGGUUCGUCGGAAAUGUAGAAGGAGUUAAAUUGUUUGAUUCAAGUCCAUUUGACGAUGUAAUCAGCCUGGAUCUAGGAGAUGAUUAUGACAAAGAUAAUAAGAAUGUUGAAAAUUUUGCUGUUAUUAAUCACCGCGGAUAUAACCGCUACACAUUAACAAUCAGAGAAUCUGAUAACGACGGUUACAUCAGAAAGUAUGUAAUUAUCGAUAAAAGUGAUGACAAGCCACAAGUUGAAUUGACUUUACCAGGUGAAUACAGAAACAAGUUAGCGUUGAAGAAUGACAAAGUACUAAUGCUUUAUGGAGAUGAGGAAGAUGGAGCAAGAAAGCAAAUCUUCAUUAUGAAAAUGUUAGAUCUGAAAACCACUUUUCAUCUAAAGGUGAAUGGUAGAGGAGUCUCGCUCAGUAGUCUACCCGUGUCUUACACAGAUGGAAGAAUAAUAGAAGUAAACAUGAAUACAGCAACUACUGCUGGCUCUCCACAAAAUGAUGAAGUCAAACUUGUUUGCGGUUCAAAAAGCGACUUAGAAAAUGAUCAAGACAUAUCUAUUGAUCUCGGAGAAGGAUCUAAAGAUACGGUUGUCAUUAGUGCUAAGUCUUUUAUCGAGACUUGUGACAUUGGUGUGGAAAAAGACUUUGAAGAUGGAGCGGAAAGUGAUGUGGACUAUGAGGUGUCCAUGGAGUUUGACGCUACUUCACCAAUUCCUUCUAUUGUUUUAUCAACUGGUGAUAAUGAAAAGCGGAUCUCUUUAACGGGUGUUGAAAGGAUUACAAAUGACAUGGGAACGACUGUUUUGGAUUUGACACAAAGUGGAAUUGGUAAUAUCGAUCUAUUUAAAAAGUAUCAACAAUCCAUGAAAUUUGAUUCAAUUGCGGUUACAGACAAUGCUCCCUUCUUUGGCGGUGGUUCAAAUUUGGUUCUAAGUACAAAUGAGCUGUACGUUGAGGAUUCGUUAUCAUUUAAAAUUGUUUUCAAGCCAGAAAUUCGUCAAUCGACAUUGAUGGUACUUGGUGACAAUACGAUAUACAUAUCAUUGGCGAUUUUAAGGGAUGGCACUCUUCGUGUUGGGUCUGAAGAUAAAAAAAUUCAAGCCGGUCAUGUUUUGAUGGGAGGUUGGAACACAGCGUCUGUGAGUCUCACAGCUGGCAAAAUUACUGUGAAAUUAAACGGUAUAAAUCAUGAAAAGAACUGGCCUGGUGAAAUACCAGCUUUUGAAGAUUUGACAGUUGGUUACAUUAAUGACGUCGAUAGUUUCGAGAAUUAUGAAACAAACAUUGGCGUGAACAAAGGAUUCAGAGGAGAAGUGUUGGAGUUGAUUCUCAACGAGAAAAAGAUGGGUCUUAACUAUGGAAGUACUGAUUACAAAUCCAGUACAAAAAUGCGAGAGUAUGGGAAGGCGAAUGCACAUGUUGUAGGAGGAAAGUAAUUAGAAAAGAACUGAGAAAUGGAAAAAGAAAAUUACGAAAAAAAACAAUCGAAGGAUGAUCA